Molecule: messenger RNA, 237 nt
Organism: Desarmillaria tabescens
Lineage: Eukaryota; Fungi; Basidiomycota; Agaricomycetes; Agaricales; Physalacriaceae
Exons: 2
Coding region: 22-219 (65 amino acids)
Source: RefSeq, a predicted model, not a curated record
CCCGUAGGCCACUCUUGGCCGAUGCCCUCAAAGGACGCGAACAUAUAUCGAGUUAUUACAGCACACGGGUAUGUACUUUUACUGUUACUCUAUGUCAACAAGAGGUAUCACUCGCUAAGGAUCUUGAAAAAACUUGGAGAUGCGCCAAAAGAGUGCACUAAGGGCAUAUUUAUGUUGAGUUUUCACUGGCUUGUCGCGUUGUUAGCUUUCCUGGCGUAAAUGUCGAGAAGAAUGUCG